Molecule: messenger RNA, 733 nt
Organism: Adineta steineri
Lineage: Eukaryota; Metazoa; Rotifera; Eurotatoria; Adinetida; Adinetidae
Source: the annotation of a GenBank genome assembly
AUGGCAUUUAUAAAAGCAUUUAAACAAAUAGAUUUGGCUAAUGAGCAACGACCAAUAUUAUCAAUUCCACAAUAUAUUGAUUUUGCAUUAUAUGAACAAGCAUUGUUAACUGAUACAAAUAUAGAUUCAAAAAUGAACAAAGCACAUCAAUUAAGUAGUAAUGUUCUAGAACAUUCUUGUUUACCUUAUCAACAUAUUAUUAAUUUACAAGAUCAACAAAAUUAUCAAGUAUUACCUUCAACAUUAUUUCAAUAUGAAUCUUUAGUAUCGUCAGUAACAGCAAAAAAUAAUCAUGAAGUUGGUUCUAUUGAAGAAAAUUCUGUUCCUAUUAUUUAUUUUGAUCGAGAUCGAUCACAUGAUAAUGGUAUUGCAGCAUUUGAUCUUACUUUUACAAUAUCGCAUGAUUAUCAUGCACGAACUACAGAAUGUUUUCUUGAUUGUUCAAUUCAUAUAUUUACAAGCCAAACUAAUGUCCAUCUACUUGCAAAUCGUUUUCAGCAUAUGCUCAAACAACUUUUCUCGUCUUCUUCUUUAGUUAUUCAUGAACCAAUCUAUAGAUUAGCGAUUGUUCUUCCAGCUGAACAAGAAUUUAUUCAUCAAAUAAAUAAUACAAAUAUAUCUACAUCCUAUUCAUGGCCAAAUUCUGUUCAUGAAUGUUUUAUUCAACAAGCUCAAUUAUAUCCACAAAAAUUAGCAAUUGAACUUGAUGAACAAUCACUUACUUAUAGUAAAU